AUUUUGAAACAUCCGAAAUUUUCUUCUUUUUUCCUCACAGUCCGGUAUAGGAUCUGGAAAUUGUAAAUCUUGCAGAUUCAUAGCAGUAUCGAAAAUCGCGGCGUCAAUCUCUCUCAACUGAUCUUCAAAAUUUGUACGUACCGGAUUGCUUGGAUUUGCUCUUUUCAAUUUUGGCCGUUUUCAAAACUUCAAACACAGUUUUUAGUGGCAUAUUGGUAAAUAGAGGGACUUCGUGGGACCCAUUGACAGUAUAUUGUCGCAUCAAAUUGAAGACUUAAUAUUACUGUUGCUCUUCCCCAAAUAUUUUCACAAAGCAAAGUUUCCCUCUUCAACUCUUCCUCAAAAUUUUCACAUCACAUUUCCUCUUCUCCAUUUCCAACAGUGUAAGUACAGAAAGUCCGAAGUACUUAAUGAGGAUGAGAUGAACAUUACAUGAUCAAAGACAAAAUACCAAGGACUGUCAGACUCUUCACCGGCGACUGCGAGCUCUGUCACCGUCGGAAUCUUCACCGUCAGCUGUCCUUAUUUUCGUGAUCUUCUCCCAGCAGCUCAAGCAGCCUUUGACAUGGCAAAUAUGGAAGAGUUACACAUGGCUGCUUCAGCUUACUAUAGUAAUGCCUCCGAUGAACUUAGGCAACGAGCAACAGAGUUCUUCAAUUCAAUGGAUACGAAUGGCGAUGGGGGAGUUAGCUUCAAUGAGUUCGUCCAAUUCUUCGUUCAAAACGGAUACAACAGGGGCGACCCCAAUUUUUUCCGUAGUUUGGACCGCAAUGGAGAUGGGUUCUUGGAUUUCUUUGAAGUCCUCACGUUUUACUACGUCUUCAAAACCAGGAGUGUGUGGUGUAAGUACUGUGGAGUUUACCUAACGGGACUGUAUUUCACGUGCGUUGAAUGCUUUGACCAUGCUAGAGGUAACACCUACGACCUUUGUUCUACGUGCUAUGGGGAACGGAGGCACCAGCAGCAUCAUUACCACCAUAACAACUUCUUGGAUAGCUACGUCUUGCUCCGGGCCAGGGCAGGCCUCCCUGCAGGUGCCCAAAAUCUUCAACAGGCACUAGUUCCAUCACGUCCUCCAAAUACACCACGACAGAGGUGGACACCAUUUCAAUUACUGGAGAUGACUGUUAGUGCUGGGUAUUUGGCUUCUCAAUUUGGUUGUAGCAUCAUGUGAUGGUUUAUUUGGAAAUUUGAGGUGGACAAGGAUUGGCACGCACGAUGCAGGAAUCAACAUGGCUAACAGAAGAUUAUAUGUCUUCUUUCUUUGCAUUUAUUUUUCACUCCGCUAUUUCUUUUUUAACAACUCAUCAAAUAUUUAUUCUUGCUUUGGUUUUCCUAAUGAGUGUUAAACUAGUUUACAUGAUAUAUUUUUUUUAGAAGUGUUUGGUUUGUAAUAUUUUCAAUAUUUUCAUAACAAAA
Quercus lobata is the source of this 1419-nucleotide messenger RNA. RefSeq lists its product as uncharacterized. Gene Ontology annotation, molecular function: calcium ion binding. The transcript has 4 exons. The coding region runs from base 566 to 1174 and encodes 202 amino acids. The record is from RefSeq and is a predicted model, not a curated record. Lineage: Eukaryota; Viridiplantae; Streptophyta; Magnoliopsida; Fagales; Fagaceae.